This is a messenger RNA of Arachis stenosperma, 1335 nucleotides long. Its product is annotated as protein NRT1/ PTR FAMILY 5.4-like. Gene Ontology annotation, cellular component: membrane. The coding region runs from base 1 to 1335 and encodes 444 amino acids. Gene Ontology annotation, biological process: transmembrane transport. The record is from RefSeq and is a predicted model, not a curated record. Gene Ontology annotation, molecular function: transmembrane transporter activity. The transcript has a single exon. Lineage: Eukaryota; Viridiplantae; Streptophyta; Magnoliopsida; Fabales; Fabaceae.
AUGCUAGGGAGCUAUCUGUUGUUCUACUUUGGAUAUGCGUGGUACAACCAUGAAGAUUUGCUUCCUGAAAGCAAUGUUGGCAAGUUUUGUAGUGUGUGCAAAGCAGCUUAUAGGAAAAGGGAUUUGGCAUAUUUAACCUCAGAAGAUGGAUACUACUGGAAGAAUUAUAGGCAGGGACAUUUCUAUAAGGCGAACCAUGGCCAAGACCGGGUUGUAAGGUUGUUACCGCGAGUACCUUGGGGGUUUGGAUGGUUGGAAAAAGCAGCUAUAAUUGACAAGAAACAAACUGAGAAUUAUGAUGUUAGUCCCCAUAUACAAGAGACGAAAGGGGAGCUUUGCACAGUUAAGCAAGUUAGAGAAGCCAAGAGCAUUGUUUUGUUGCUCUGUUGGGGCUUUUGCUUAUUCCCUUACAGUUUUGUUACGGCUUCUGGGAACACUUUUUUUAUUUCUCAAGCCAGUAGCAUGGAAAGUUUCAUGGCUAAUGACAUUUCAAUUCUCCUUUUACUCAAGUUCUUCAUGACUGACAUGGCAACACCAGCGUUUUUCUGGCUUGUAGAAAAAGCUAAAAUAGCUAAGAAGAUCAAUAAGAUGGCCAUCAUCUACUUUGGAGCCAAGAGAAAAAUAAUAGAUUCAACGACCAUGAAGAUUGGUAUUGGAAUAUUUCUUGCUGUAAUUUGUUGUGUCUUUGCAUGGAAAGUGGAAAAUCAUAGACUAUAUUCGAUAGAAAUGAUGAGUACAAAAGCUUUGAUUCCACAAUUUUUGUUGUUAGGAAUGGCAGAAGCGCUUGUCGAAGACGGUUUAUCCCAGCUCUUCGAGAUCUAUGCAUCAGAAUCUGUGAGAAACUUUGCUGAGCCAUUUAGUAAUAUAGUGAUUGGUAUUGGAAAACUCCUAAGCAUACCAUGGUUCUUGAUGUUCAGCUGCUGGAUUAAUGAAUCAAUCAACACCAGCCAUUUGGAUAGAUAUUUUCUUAUGCUAGCAAUACUCAAUUUUGUGCUCCUUCUCUUUGUUUUAGUUUACUAUUACAUGUUUGGGAACGACCAUGAUUUUCUGGAGGACGAAGAAGAAAUGAUGGAGCAAAUAUCGGAGGAUCAUGGUCUAGAAUCAGACUUAGAAGAAGCAAACGGCCUUGAGCGAAAUUCCACAACUAGCCAAGGGCCAGAGAUUCCCAAUGAGGAUAAGGAAAUUGAGAUGGAAAGAUUAGGGCAUAAUCAUGAAAUAUACUCACCUGAAGAACAUGCAAAAGAAGAAGAACAUUUGACAGUGAUCUUUGAAGGGGAUUUCGACCACCAAGACAACGGAGUGCUUGUCGCUGUAGUCGAAAGUAAUGAACCAUAA